Molecule: messenger RNA, 5343 nt
Organism: Lotus japonicus
Lineage: Eukaryota; Viridiplantae; Streptophyta; Magnoliopsida; Fabales; Fabaceae
Exons: 13
Coding region: 747-5243 (1498 amino acids)
Biological process (GO): telomere maintenance; DNA repair
Molecular function (GO): DNA helicase activity
Source: RefSeq, a predicted model, not a curated record
AUUUUUCUACAAGAUGCUGAGAAGGUACCGGCUUAAAGUAGAGGUGUUCGAUGGUUCAAAAAAUGCUGUUUUUUUCUUAAUGAUUCUCAAGUGAAGGAGUUGAUCAGUUUGUCUUCAGAUGAUCUGUUGUAUCCUCUGGAUUCUAUUGCUGAUGUUGACUUUCCACUGGAGGUUCAGGAAAAAGUUAUUGGCAAAGAAAUUUUGUUUAAAGUUUCUAAGAUUCCUGGGAUUAAAUUAAGGGGGUAUCCUUGCUUUGAGGUUCUUCGUAUGUGUGCUGAUCCUGAAAUCACAUCUGCGUUCUUUUCUGAAGUGGCCAGUUCUACAUCUAUGAUGGUGACGGAUGGUGAAGGUGAACAUGCUACAUAUGUUGCUGGAUAUGGAGAAAGAAUCAUUGAUGGUGUUCCAACAAACUUUGUGAAAAGAAAACUUGAAGUCUCUGGGAGUGAUGUUUAUGAAGAUGUAGGUAGCAAGUCAGGAAAGUUUGAAACAUGUGUGGUGCAGAAGCUAGAAAUCAGUAGCCAUGAUUUUGCCAAUGCUGAUGAUGGAAUGUUAGGUGAAAUUAAUCGCUUGAAGGCAAUUCAGCUAACUGAUGGUGGAUCCGAUUGUGAAGGUCAUUUGAUUCCAGUGGAUGGGUUCAAGGUCCGCGAAAAUCAUGAGCCUAAGUUUUAACUUGGUAGAAGACAUAUAUUAAAUUAGGUGCAUUUUUUCGAGGAUAGAAGGCUCUAGAUUUGCGCUAUCUCAACCGUAUGGGGUCUCCACUUAGAGAUAUUAGCAAUGAAAUUCCUCUGUCCAGUUGUGUACAAGGGGAUAAUAGUUGUGGUUCAAGUGCGAGUAAACGCAAAAGGAAUUGUAUUGGGUUGGAUCCAAAUGCAACAGCUCCUAUUAAAAAAGCAGAUAGAAAAGACUUGGGAAAGAAGUCCAAUCGUGGACGUUCAAUUAGAAGACCUAAUAUGCAACGUUCAAAGAAAAGGAUCAAUAUGAUGGUGCACCUUGAAGAAGAUUUGAUGUGUUCAGAAAGUACUCAUAUAGAUGAUACAAACUGGAUUUACAGGAAUGCAAUUUUUGACUCUGCUGAAUCACAAUCGUAUCUUGAUUUUGGGGAUAUGAACAUGCCGUGUAAGCAUUGUGGAGUCAUUCUUUGGUAUCAAGAGAGGUCUGAAAAGACAAGAGAUUCUACUUCUCCGGACUUCUCUAUAUGUUGUAUGAAAGGGAAAAUUUUGCUACCAUAUUUGGCGGACUCCCCAUCAUUAUUGUAUAACUUGCUCACAGAUAAUGAUCCCAGGAGUCGUCAUUUUUUGGAGAACAUUAGAUCUUAUAAUAACAUGUUUUCCUUCACAUCAAUUGGAGGUAAAGUUGAUUGUGGUUUGAAUGAUGGACGUGGACCUCCUCAAUUUGUCAUAAGUGGACAAAAUUAUCAUCGAAUUGGCAGUUUACUCCCAUCUGAAGGUAAAUGCAAACUUGAUCCUGGUUUAGUGAUGGACUUGCUUAAGAUGGUUGAUGAACACAAUGUUUUAGCCAAGUCAUUUAGAAGUGUAAGGGAUCAUGUUGAUGAUUGUGAUUCCAAUGAGGUUGCUUUAAGGCUAUUUAGGAAUCGUGUUCAUGAUUCCAAUACAUACAAUCUCCCAAGCAUAGAUGAAGUUGCUGCUUUAAUUGUAGGUGAUUUUGAUAGUUCUGAUUGUGGUCGUGAUGUUAUUCUACGCUCAACAAGUGGUAAAUUAGAAAGAAUAUUUGAGACUCACUCAUCAUUCUUGCCUUUACAAUAUCCGUUGUUAUUCCCAUAUGGGGAGGAAGGAUUUUCAGAUGAAACUGAGUUUGGUGGUGUUAACUUUAAUAGUGCAAUCUACAAGCGAGAGAACUUGUCAAUGCGUGAAUGGGUUUCAUUUAGACUUCAUGAAAGACAAUUUGAAUGCAAGAGAAUAACAUUGUCACGUCGUUUGUUUCAACAAUUUGUUGUUGACUGCUACUCAAUGAUUGAAUCCAAUAGGUUACAUUACAUUAGGUACAAUCAGGACAUUAUUCGUAGAGAUUUUUUAUCAGGUAUUGAGGAUGCUAUUACUCGUGGUGAUACUGAUGCCUCGACAGUUGGAUGCAGAAUCUUCCUUCCUUCUUCUUUUACCGGUGGUAGGCGUUAUAUGUUUGACAAUUGCCAAGAUGCUAUGACUAUUUGUGGAACUUACGGAUAUCCUGAUUUGUUUCUUACAAUGACAUGCAAUCCUAAGUGGCCUGAGAUUGAGCGGCAUGUUUCAAAAUAUUUUUUGUCUGCAUAUGAUCGUCCAGAUAUAUCAUGUCGAGUUUUCCGUAUGAAAUUGGCACAGUUGAUGAUAGAUCUAAAGAAAGGGGAGUUUUUUGGGAAGGUCAUUGCUGGUAUGUAUAGCAUUGAAUUUCAGAAGAGAGGUUUACCACAUGCUCACAUUUUGUUGUGGCUUAGUCCUGGUGACAAGCUUAAAACUACUGAAAUGAUAGACUCUGUUAUAUGUGCUGAGUUACCAGAUCCUGAUAUAUACCCUGAAUUGUUUGAUUGCGUGUCAAAUUAUAUGGUUCAUGGGCCUUGUGGAUUGAGUAGGAAGGAAUCUCCUUGCAAGAAGAAUGGGCGGUGUUCUAAAUUUUUUCCUAAAAAAUAUGCAGAUGCUACAUCAUUUGACAAUGAUGGGUAUCCUAUUUAUAGGAGAAGGAACACUGGGAUUUCAACCAAUAGAAGGGGUGUUGAUUUAGACAAUGGUUUUGUUGUGCCAUACAAUCCCAAACUACUUAUGAAAUUUCAAGCUCAUAUCAAUAUUGAGUAUUGCAAUAAGUCAAACUCUAUAAAAUACCUGUUCAAAUAUAUAAAUAAAAGAGUUGAUAGAGUAACAAUGUCUGCUGGUGUAAGUAAUCAUGAUCAGAGAGUUGAAGUCGAUGAAAUCAAACAAUAUUUUGAUUGUAGAUACUUGUCUCCAUGUGAAGCUGCUUGGAGAAUUUUCAAAUUUGAAAUCCACCAUAAAUGGCCACAUGUGCAGAAACUCACUUAUCAUUUACCAAGGAAUCAAGUUGUGUUGUUUAGGGAAAAUCAAUCAAUCAAGGCGGUACUUAGGAAGAACAAAGUUAAGAACAACAUGUUCUUAGCUUGGAUGGAGGCUAAUUCUAAGUAUCCUGAGGGUAGAGAGCUGUUAUAUGUUCAGUUUCCAGGCUCAUUUGUUUAUGAUCCGAGUAGUAGAUCAUGGCAUCCGAGGAAACAAGGUUUGACUAUUGGGCGAAUAAACUUUGUGCCCCCUGGGUCUGGUGAAUUGUAUUACUUGAGGUUGUUGUUGAAUGUUCAAAGAGGUUGUACAAGCUUUGAAGAUUUGAAAUCUGUAGAGGGUACUGUACACGACAGCUUCCAUGAUGCAUGUGUUUCAUUGGGAUUGUUGAAGGAUGAUGGGGAGUUUAUUAAUAGUAUAUUGGAUGUGGGGAUCUUAUCCUCGGGAUUUUAUUGUAGAGGCUUAUUUGUUACCUUCCUAUUAGCAAAUUCCAUGUCUAAUCCGCUGAAGGUAUGGAAGGAAACUUGGCAUGUAUUGGCUGAUGGAAUCCUCUAUGAUUUACGAAAAAAGCAUAACAAUAAAGAAUUGAAUAUUAAUGAGGAAGAAUUGAAGGGUUUGUGCUUAAUGGAGAUAGAUAAAGUGUUGAUGGUAAAUGGAAGAUCAUUGAAAGAUUACUCUAACAUGCCACAGGUUAAUCCUAAUAUUCUGAAGCAGUAUGGUAAUGUUUUACUAUUCAAUGAGUUAAACUUUGAUGUUAUUGAGAUGAAGAAAUUGCAUCUUGAUUUUUUCAAUAAGAUGAAUAGUGGACAAGCUAAGGUUUAUGAUGAGAUUAUUUCUGCGAUGAAUAAGGAUGAUGGUGGGUUUUUCUUUGUGUAUGGUCAUGGUGGAACUGGUAAAACAUUUUUAUGGAAAACAUUGACCUACAGGCUCAGAUCAGAGAAAAAAAUUAUAUUGAAUGUUGCUUCAAGUGGCAUAGCUUCUUUACUACUACCUGGGGGCCGAACUGCACAUUCACUUUUUUGCAUUCCGCUUAAUGUUAAUGAGGAUUCAUGUUGUGGUAUUGUUCAAGGUAGUCCAAAAGCUGAGUUACUUCAGCUAACCAGUUUGAUUAUUUGGGAUGAAGCACCAAUGGUUUGUAGAUAUGCUUUUGAAGCAUUGGACAAGUCAUUGAGAGAUAUCAUGAGAGUAAUUGAUCCUAAAAACUUUAAUCUACCAUUUGGGGGAAAAGUGGUUGUUUUAGGUGGCGAUUUUAGACAAAUUUUUCCAGUUAUUCCUAAGGGUAGUAGAGCUGAGGUUGUUAUGGCUACCAUCAAUUCAUCCCGCUUGUGGAGAUUCUGCAAGGUUCUGACAUUGACAGAAAACAUGCGUUUGCUUGGUAACUUGAACAAUCUUGAGGUUGAAGAGGUUAAGUAUUUUGCCAAAUGGGUUCUUGAUGUUGGGGAUGGUAAUUUAGGUGAUUAUAAUGAUGGGGAAUCUUUUAUAAAAAUUCCUGAUGAAACAUUGAUCCAACAGUCAUCAAAUCCUGUUUUUGAUACUGUACAAACUAUGUUUCCAAAUAUUGUGGAGAAAAUUGGGUGUGCUGAGUAUUAUCAAGACAAGGCUAUACUUGCUCCAACAUUGGAUGCAGUUGAUAUGGUGAAUAAAUAUGUGUUAUCACUAUUUCCUGGUGAGGGAACUACGUAUUUAAGCUCUGAUUCAGUAUGGCGUAUUGAUGAGGAGCUUGGCAUUGAAGCUGAUUGGUUGACAACUGAAUUUCUCAAUGAUAUCAAGUGUUCUGGUAUUCCUGAUCAUGAGUUGGUGUUGAAAAUAGGAGCUCCUGUGAUGCUCAUGCGAAAUCUAGAUAUAUCUACUGGAUUAUGCAAUGGAACUAGACUUAUUAUUAACCAUCUUCGUCCAAAUGUUGUUGGAGGUAUUGUUAUUUCUGGCACACAUGCUGGUAAGCAGACUUUCAUUGGUAGGAUGGACAUGAUUCCAAGUGAUCAAAGUAUGCCCAUUAGGUUUCAAAGAAGGCAAUUUCCUCUUCUUGUGUCAUUUGCAAUGACUAUUAAUAAGAGUCAAGGUCAAACAUUAUCAAAUAUUGGUGUUUAUUUGCCAAAUCCUGUUUUUUCACAUGGGCAGUUGUAUGUUGCUGUUUCUCGUGUGAAGACAAAAUCUGGUUUGAAGAUCCUAAUAUGCAACGAGGAUGUUAGGGAACGAGAUGUAACGAAAAACAUUGUUUAUAAGGAGGUUUUUCAAAAAAUCUUCAAUUGAUUAUAUUUGAAAAAGUCAAUGUAAUUGUGUCCAAAUUAAUUUGAUGAAGGAAAAUUGAAAUGUAGCUUUGUUAUACAUAUAAAUAUUUAUAAUUUGUUAA